AUGAUGUUUGGAUAUGUGAAGGAGCUCACACUGGAGAAAAACAUUAUGUGUGAAUGUGGGAAGGCUUUCAGCAGAAAAGGUGAUUGCAAAAGACAUGAAAGGACUCAUACUGGGGAGAAACCCUAUGUAUGUAAGCAAUGUGGGAAAGCAUUUAGUACACAGGGAUCUUGUCAAAUACACGAAAGAACUCACACUGGGGAGAAACCUUAUGUAUGUAAGCAAUGUGGAAAAGUUUUUACCACACGAGCUAAUUGUCAAAGUCAUGUAAGAAUUCAUAGUGGGGAGAAACCCUAUAUAUGUAAGCAGUGUGGAAAAGCUUUUACCGCACACGGUAGUUGUCAAAAACAUAAAAUAAUUCACAGUGGGGAGAAACCCUAUAUAUGUAAGCAAUGUGGGAAAGCUUUUAGCAGACAAAAUUAUUGUAAAAUUCAUGAAAGGACUCAUAUUGGAAAGAAACCUUAUGUGUGUAAGCAAUGUGGAAAAGCUUUUACCACACAAGCUAGUUGUCAAAAUCAUGUAAGAACUCACACUGGGGAGAAACCGUAUAUAUGUAAACAAUGUGGAAGAGCUUUUACCACAUGUGAUAAUUGUCUAAGUCAUGUAAGAAUUCACACUGGGGAGAAACCCUAUGUAUGUAAGCAGUGUGGGAAAGCUUUUAGCACACGUGGUAGUCGUAGAAAACAUGAAAGAAUUCACACUGGAGGGAAACCCUAUGAAUGCAAGCAAUGUGGGCAAACAUUUAGAACACACAGUUAUAGUAAAAUACAUGAAAGAAUUUACACUGGGGAGAAACCCUAUGUAUGCAACCAAUGUGGGCAAACAUUUAGUGCACAUAGUGAAUGUAAAAUACAUGAAAGAAUUCACACUUGGGAGAAACUCUAUGAAUGUAAGCAAUAUGGGAAAAAUUUUCUCAAAUGUGUCACAUAUCAGAGACGUGAAAGAACACACACUGAGAAACCUUAUGUAUGUAAGCAAUGUGGAAAAGCUUUUAGCACAGGUAGUAGUUGUCAAAGACAUGAAAGAAUUCACACAGGGCAGAAACCAUAUGUAUGUAAACAAUGUGGAAAAGCUUUUAGGACACAUGAUCAUUGUCAAAUCGAUGAAAGAAUUCACACUGGUGAGAAACCUUAUGCAUGUAAACAAUGUGGGAAAUCUUUUGGUGCAUUCAAUGCACAGCCUCCAGCCAGCCGAGUGCAGUCUCAGGCAGCCUCAGCUCACUGCAGCGUGGCCAACUGUACACGGAUAGUAGGAGUUGUGGGGAGACCUUGUUCCCUGAAGGGCUGA
Molecule: messenger RNA, 1284 nt
Organism: Chinchilla lanigera (long-tailed chinchilla)
Lineage: Eukaryota; Metazoa; Chordata; Mammalia; Rodentia; Chinchillidae
Product: zinc finger protein 709-like
Biological process (GO): regulation of transcription by RNA polymerase II
Cellular component (GO): nucleus
Molecular function (GO): RNA polymerase II transcription regulatory region sequence-specific DNA binding; DNA-binding transcription factor activity, RNA polymerase II-specific
Source: RefSeq, a predicted model, not a curated record